CUUUGUUCUAUUUCUCGACAAUGAAUCCAUUACUAUUUUUUAUUUUAAUUUUACUGCUUCAUGAUGUCGCAACACAUUCCAGUACACCCGGAACAGUAAGUGCUCUUGUCCGUCAUCUCGCCAAACUAACGAUCUCAUCAAGUGUAAUUUAAAUAAAAUGGCAACAGUGGGCCAUGGACCUUCACAGUCAAGUUGCAAAGAUUGUUACGGUGUCGGCAUUACAACAAAUUCAUCCAGUCUUGUACAGAUCCAGUUGACCGGACGAUUUGCAUACGAAGGCAUCAUGCUACUUGUUAAAGACAAGCAUACGAAUAAAACUCUAGGUGAAUUUCAAAACUUUGACGAAAGCUUAUUUGCACCUGUUGCUUGCGACGAUGACGAAGACGAGCAAGAUCGUAUCGAACCUGACUCUGUUGCGGUGUUGGGUCAUAUUGAUUCGAAAUUAAAACAUUGGCCUGUCCAUGUAGGUUGGAACAUGGUGGUUGAUAAACCAAUAACCGAUUUGAAACUGAUUGGCAUGAUUGUGAUUGAUUAUGAAAACUUCCAUCUGUUACCAGAGACAGAAUUCAAGAUCAAACGAAAAGUGCAGAAAGUAACCACUACAUCUUCUGCAGCAGUAGCCACACACACAGAAAUACAAGUUGAACAUGAGGCGGGAACUUUUGUUCAACAAGUAUCCAAUGAAUUAUUUAUUUGGGUUUUAUCCAUUAUUUUAACAAUCUAUGUGUUGAUGUCAACUUGCUUUAGGCAACUUACAAAAAGGAAGACAAGAAUUACCAAAAAGAAUACCACUUCCUUACUUCAAGACGAUAUAUCUCUUGUCACAGGAUUUUCGUCUUAAUAGUACGCCAAAAUAAAUCUGGCACAGUGUGGAAGUUUCUUGAUGCUUCUAUUAUGAGCAAAAUUUCAAACAUAUGGAUGAUUAAAUAAACAAUUAAGUCAUCCUGACAUAAACCAGCGCCUUUUUAUCAGUCUACAAAUAAGACUCGCUCACACACUUUCUUCCUUUCUUUUCG
Molecule: messenger RNA, 1016 nt
Organism: Mucor mucedo
Lineage: Eukaryota; Fungi; Mucoromycota; Mucoromycetes; Mucorales; Mucoraceae
Exons: 2
Coding region: 158-841 (227 amino acids)
Source: RefSeq, a predicted model, not a curated record